Molecule: messenger RNA, 1497 nt
Organism: Durusdinium trenchii
Lineage: Eukaryota; Dinophyceae; Suessiales; Symbiodiniaceae
Source: the annotation of a GenBank genome assembly
AUGACUGGGCACUUGUCCGUGGACACUCGCGGCCACGCCAGCGGGUCAGAAUCGGAUGGAGGGCCUGAGGCACUGCAGAAGACGACUCCACCGACCGGGUUGGUCUUCCAACUCUGCUGCAUUGCAGCAAUUGAAGGUGCAGACAUGGGUUUGCUCCCUGCGGUGACCUAUGCCUUGCGGCGAGAUUUGCAUCUUCAUCUCACCGAGCUUUCCAUUUUGAGUUUGUCCCAGGCGGUGUGUGAAGCCUCAGCUGCGCCCCUUUGGGGCAUCUUGGCAGACCGUCGGGUGAUCCAGCGCAAGAGCUUGCUGAGCAUAGGAGCGACCAGUCAAGGGCUUUGCACAAUACUGUUGUCAAACACCGACAUUUUUGAAAGAAUGAUAAUUCUGAGAUGCAUCAACGGAGCGAUGUUGGCCAGUUUGAAGCCAUUGUGUGUGGGAAUAGUUGCUGACACGACCACUGAAUCCUCGCGCGGGAAGGUUUAUGGAUAUCUUCAGCUUUGUGUAACAUUGGGGAUGAUGGCAGCAGCAAGCAUAGCAACACCAAUGUCGACUACACUGGUGUUGGGUGUGCACGGUUGGCGCGCUGCCUUCGUUAUGUUUGGUGGCUUUGCAACCCUCACAGGUUGCUUGAUUCACACGUUCAUGCCAGAAGUGAGACGGGAGCCUUGCCAGAUGCCAGAAAGUGACAACCAUAGAUGCGCAGUUGGUGCUGAACUACGGAAGCUGUCCAGUUAUUGCGUGAAGCCGACCUUUUUGUGCUUGGUUGCGCAAGGCCUUUUUGGCUCAAUCCCAUGGAAUGCCUUGACCUACUCGACAUUCUACUUUCAAGUGAACGGUCUUUCUGACACAUCUGCCGCAGCUCUCACCACAAUCUUCCAGUUAUCCUGUGCUUUUGGGAAUUUGAUUGGAGGAUUCGUUGGGGAUGCGAUGGCAGGGCGAUGCAGAAAUCAUGGCCGUCCCUUUGCAGCCAACAUAUCCGUGUCUUCUGGAAUCCCAUGUGCCUUUCUCAUUUACACCGCAAAUCACCAAAGUUUCUGGUACUAUGCGACCCUUUUGGUGUUCAUGGGGCUUACUGCCACUUGGUGUGCUGUUGGGGUCAACUGGCCUAUUCUUUCGGAGAUCGUUGAUCCAGAAUCGAGGAGUGGAAUCAUGGCCUGGGAAAGCGCUAUGGAAGGAGCCAUUGCUGCAUGCUUGGGCAAUGCCGCCGUUGGUUUCUUGGCCCAGAAAGUCUUCAACUUUAACUUGGAGGAUGCACAGCAUUCAAGUCCGGUGACGGGAGAUCACAAUGCCGAAGCCCUGGGCAAGGCAUUGGCCCUGACGACCGUUCUUCCUUGGUCAGUUUGCUUUUUGUGCUACACCUUCUUGCACUGGGCCUUUCCACAUGAUCGCCGGAUUAUGGACCAGAAGGCAGCCACCCGGGUUGUCCAUGCAAACAGCCCCACUGCUUUAAAGCUAGGCGUGGAAGCGGAGGACGACGAGCCGUUUGAUUCACCUUAA